GAAGUUGUGACGCCAUGUAUGAGGAAGAUGGCUAGUGUGUGUUUCAUUACGGUGAGCCCCUGGUGAAAUUGAAGAGGGAACAGGAGAGAUAGUCGAGAAGAGGAAGAAGGGAAUAGGUGGCUGUAGAGGUGGACGGAAAGGGCCGACAGAAGAGUGGAGGGCAGAUAAAAGGCGAGCUGCUAAGGUGUUUUCUGAAGGGACCGUAGGUAGCUACGCCGGGCAGACUGCUCCCCAUCACCGGUCACCCUUUACCGGCACAUACACGAAUUGCUCUGGAGCCAAAAGAGUUUAGAUUUUUUUAUUUAUCUUUGAAAACCCGGAGUAGAGGAGGUGCCACAGUGGUGGUGGAGGUGUUGUCGCCGGCAAUCAGACUCUAACAGAGCCCCCGGGUUACGUGCGACCCCGUAUUCCCGGGACCAAGGAAAGGGACACCCGGUGGAGUCCCUGAAGGAGCCCCGGAGUGGAGAACAGCGGCGGAGAUAGGUGGCCUGGGAGUGUAGCUGCCUAGCUAUCUAGCUAGCUUUUGGGUGAGGUAGCAUGUCCUGUUGCUCAGACAUUGAGGAUGACAGCUCUGUCGCCAUGAACACGGAAGAGUGCGGGGCCAGACCAGGGCAGGCCCCUGUGGGAUGGGAACAGGGGGACCUCGUGUCUGGGAUGGAUGGCGGAGCACGGGACAGCGAGAGGAUGGAGGAGACCGGGAGGGUGAUGGUCAAGCUGCCAGAGGAGGUGCUGGAGUACAUUCUGUCCUUCCUGUCUCCCUACCAGGAGCACAAGACAGCCGCCCUCGUCUGCAAACAGUGGUACAGACUCAUCAAAGGUGUUGCAUACCAGUGUUACCACGGCUUCCUGCGAGCUGUCCAGGAUGGCUGUAUCCAUUGGGAGACUCGCACCUUCCCUGGGACGGCCAUCACGCAGCGCUUUUCUCACAGCGCGUGCUACUACGACUUGAACCAGUCCAUGUACGUGUUUGGUGGCUGCACCCAGAGCAGCUGCAACUCCGCAUUCAAUGACGUGUGGAGGCUUGACCUUAACAAAAAGGAGUGGAUACGGCCCCAGGCUUUAGGCUCCUAUCCUUCUCCAAAAGCUGGGGCCACCCUUGUGAUGUAUAAAGAUCUGCUAGUUCUUUUUGGGGGCUGGACCCGACCCAGUCCGUACCCACUUCACCAGCCGGAGAGGUUCUUCGACGAAAUCCACACCUACUCCCCCUCUAAGGACUGGUGGAACUGCAUCGUGACGAGUCACGGCCCCCCCCCGAUGGCGGGACACUCCUCCUCAGUCAUCGGCAGCAGGAUGGUGGUGUUCGGGGGCUCCCUUGGGGCUCGCCAGAUGAGUAAUGAGGUCUGGAUCCUGGAUCUCGAGCAGUGGUCCUGGUUCAAGCCGUCCAUCUCUGGUCCCGCGCCGCACCCCCGGGGGGGACAAUCUCAGAUUGUGGUUGAUGAUGAGACACUGUUGAUUCUGGGUGGUUGCGGAGGUCCCAAUACGCUGCUUAAGGACGCCUGGCUCUUGCGCAUGGGCGCCUCCCCCUGGAAGUGGCAGCAACUGCGGGUUGAAAAUGACGACCACGGUGCUCCAGAGCUCUGGUGCCACCCAGCCUGCAAGGUGGGCCAGUGUGUGGUGGUCUUCUCCCAAGCCCCCAGUGGGCGCGCCUCGUUGAGCCCCAGUCUGAACUCCCGCCCCUCCCCUGUCAGCACGACGUCGCCCCCCCUGGGCCCCGACUCUCCCUCCCUGCGCUCUCAGUCGCCCGUGCGCAGCGGCGGGGCAGGUGUGGUACCGGGCACUGCUGAUGACGUGCCCUGCGUGAAUGGUCGCUGGGGCGUGCUCCGGCUGCGACCCGCCACCAGGGGGGGUGCCAGAGAUGGCAGUCCCUCCCCAUCCCAGCAGCUGUCCCCCUCGCGUGGCCCCGACAGUCCCCCCCUGCUCCAUCUGCUCAAUGGCUUCUCCCAAUCUCCCCGUACCAGCCCCGCCCAGAUAUCCUCCCCGCCCUAUCGCACGCAUUCCCACGCCCCCCCUGACUGUAGCUGGGAUUGCCCUGCACCCCCUGCCUGUGCCUCUGAGCAUGGCCAUAUCAAUGGCUUCCACACCCCCCCUGACUCUCCCCACACGCCUCCGGGAGCCGUGUCGCCCGGGGCCUUGCGGCGCGGCCUGGAGGCCAUCAAGGCCCUUAACUCUGCGCCUUCUUCCCUGCCUCAGUCCCAAUCCAGCGGGGGUAGGAGCUCUUCCAGCACGCCCCCUUCCUCCUCAUCCUCCAGCCCGCCGCAGGGCGCUGGGGCGGACGGCCACUCCAUCCCCCCAAUCGCACGCCGCCUGGGUCACCACCCUCCCCAGAGCCUGAAUGUGGGCAAACCCCUUUACCAAUCUCUGAACUGCAAGCCCAUGCAGAUGUACGUCCUGGACGUGUCACGGGCCAAGGAGGAUGGUCUGGUCUCCUGGAAGGUGUUCGGCGGUGGCGGGGGCAUGGCCGUGGUGGGGCCCCCGGAGACCAGCCUCCACACGGUGGUCCAGGGCCGGGGGGAGCUCAUCAUAUUCGGAGGUCUGAUGGACAAGAAGCAAAACGUGAAAUACUACAAGUGCAAUGCCUUGUACUUCGUACGUGCAAAGAGAUAGGAAUGCCGGGGAGGGGGCAGACAAUCGGGACAGUGGUCUCGCUUUGCCUGGGCCUCCGCUAUGCUGCUGCCCUAGAACAGGGCAUCUUUGCCGGGUUUUCCCUCAUCCUAUAUAUGAACCCUCCCCAAAGCCCAAGCCUUUAUAUCUGCAGCACCUUUUCCCAUAGUAUUGUAACAUAUAGAGCAAAGAAAAAACAACCCACAAACCUGCUGGAUUUGCUCCCAGUGUGUUCUGGUUAUGACUGUUACAAUACCAGUACUAAUUAGUGAUUUGCCCCCAUCCUGUGAGAAAGUAACCCCAAAAUUAUCUUUCUCUUCAUACCGGAAUGCAGAGAAACUCUGGAAUCCAUGAAAGAGAUGUGGGAUUAGAGGAUAAAUGCUAUGUGUUUUUUUUAUGAUUUUGUUUGUUUUGUUUGGGGAAAAAAAAACACUUUGAAAGUGUACUGUUUACAUUGAGGAGUGAGUGAGUGAGUGAGAAGAGUGAGUGAGUGAGUGAAAGAGUGAGAGAAAGAGAGAGAAAGUGAAUGAAUGAAUGAAUGUCAGUCAGCCUGUCUGAUGUGGGUUUAUAAUUCGUCCCGAGGGCAUGUGGGAAGAGUGUCAUUCUGUACUAUAACAGAAGGGAGAAUUUUUCCCUUAAGCAUACAAGGGAAAUUGGAAUGAAGGCAUUUGUGUCAACUUGUUUUUAAAACAAAAAAUAAAAGUGAGAUUUUGAGUUAGUGA
Messenger RNA from Brienomyrus brachyistius, 3323 nucleotides. RefSeq names its product F-box only protein 42-like. The transcript has 10 exons. The record is from RefSeq and is a predicted model, not a curated record. Bases 538 to 2604 code for a protein of 688 amino acids. Gene Ontology annotation, molecular function: protein binding. NCBI's taxonomy places the organism in Eukaryota, Metazoa, Chordata, Actinopteri, Osteoglossiformes, Mormyridae.